Molecule: messenger RNA, 1020 nt
Organism: Suillus clintonianus
Lineage: Eukaryota; Fungi; Basidiomycota; Agaricomycetes; Boletales; Suillaceae
Exons: 1
Coding region: 1-1020 (339 amino acids)
Source: RefSeq, a predicted model, not a curated record
AUGCAGCGCACCGAUGUUAAAACGAAGUACAAGGCGCUCGUACGCAAGCGGUGGCAGCUUAUGGGCGCCCUUGCUGGACAUCUGGAUGGUCCAGACUUGUGCGAUCCUAUGACUGCUGCGCGCACCGUGGAGGAGCUUUCUGAAGUGUCCAUUGCUCUUGACCAGCUCACUGACGAGCUCCAUACUGUUGUCGAGCAGCUAGGUCAACUGAAGAGUUUGCGUGACGUACACUCUGCCAGUGCCCUUGCCAUGGCUUUGAGGAAGGUCAACGCUACCUUCCUUAAACAGGUCACUGAAACACAGAAUCUUCGAGAACAAAUCGACUCGAUGGGGGCCGAAAGAGAUGAGGCGUGGAAACAAGCAGAGGAUGUCGCCCAAGAUUUUGAUAAUCUUUCGGAUCAGGUUCGAGACAGUCGAGAGCACGUUGAAGGGACGGCAGCGUUGAGGCCGUCAAGUAGACGAUCUGCGCGAGUUUCGGCCGUUCGGAAGUCGAGUAUACGUCAAUCUAAAGCAGGCUUGCGGCCGCUCAGCAAAACUCGAAGUCAGCGUUCUUCUGUCAGUAGCUCGGGUACUCGUACGAGCCUAAUGAUGUCUAUGUCUGCAACCUCAGACGAUAUCCCGCCGGUUCCCCCACUGCCUUUACACACACCGCUUGGCAUUGUCACGUCGAAUUUAUCUGGUCGCAGCUCUCUGGGUAAGUCACAUCUUGGAUUCACAGCCACGUAUUAUCUCACGACGUUCAUCGAUAUAGGCUCCAAUUCGAACGCCUCAGUUUCUGGUGCCCGAGCCUUGGCGCAAGCUCAGCGAGAGCUGUAUGAAAUGCUGGGUCUGACUCUUCAAGAGACUCCUAGCGAAUCAUCUUCCAGGCCACGCUCUGUGUCUGGGUUACUUGGUUCUAAGCAUGUGUCACUUAGCCCCAGGCCAAUGUCCGACAUGAUUGCCAUACGACCUCGUGCUCGAGAAAACAGAGCCAUCCAUAGUGUUCUCUAUGACGACGUGCGUUUGCUCAACACUCCAUGA